UAAGAUAAUAUAAGAUGUUGACGUUAAAAAUAUAUUGUUAACAUUGUGAUCUUAACUACUUGUGGUUUUAGUACUACGAUGUUAAACAUUUCGAAACAAACAAACGUUUUACUCAUCUUGCAUGAAUGUUAGCUAUGCAAAAAUUUGGAAAAUCCGUGUUUAUUUCAUCAAUCGUAUAAUAUUGUCCAUAUUGUGAUAUGGAUUUGGCUUCCACUACUACUGUUGAAGAAGGUCGUGGUUUUCGUACAAGGCGAAAACUAUCCGAUUUCUCCUGUUGUCCCGUUUGUGGAAUUACCUUGCGAACUCCUGAGCUGGAAUCUCAUUAUGUGUUAGAAAUGGAAAAAUUGAAUAAACUUAGCACUUGCAGGACAAGAAAAGCCUCAUUAGGAUCCAGUUCUAAUGAAAAUGGGUCUACAAGUGCUAACACGGUAGAAAAUUCAUGGGAUACAUUCCAGAAAAUUAAAAGCAAUAGACAAAGCCGAUUGAAGGCUAAUACUCGAAAAAGAAAGGCCGAUGGUACACUUUGUCCUGUGUGCAAUGAGCGUACCAAUGAUGACAUAUCAGUCCAUGUUGAACUUUGUCUUAGGAAGAAUUCCGAUUCCCCUGACGAUGAAAAUAUCGAUGUCGAAGGUGACGGCGAGAGUUUUGAAGAGUACGAGUGGGCAGGCCAGCAACGAAUAAGAGCUUCUAGCUUACUCGUAGGAGGUUACCAGAGUGCUGGUGUUGGCACUUCAAUAUCAAAGUGUCACGCAAGUAGCGAAGAUGAGGAUCUUAUUGUAGACGGAGAUGAUUCUUCCACUUUUGGACCCCCUCAAUAUUCUGAAAGUGAUGUGGUAGUGCCAACUGUAGACAGUCAACAAGAAGCUAAAGAACUUCAAGCACUUCGCGGUGCUUUAUUGGAAAACAUUGCAGGCAAACCUCCUACAGAGGCGGUUGUAGUAGUUAAUAAAAAUAUUACUGGCUCUCUUUCCUCUGAAAUUCCUUCUACUGUAAGUAAAAAUCCUACAAUGGAUGCAUUGCAAGCUAAAAUUCGAGAGCUUGAAGUGAAAAUUUCAGAUCGAGAGUCUGGUGAACAAUAUAAGUGCUUAAUAUGUAUGGAUUCAUAUAAAAAUGCUGUAGUCUCAGUGUGCUGUUGGCAUGUUCAUUGUGAGGAAUGCUGGCUGCAUACAUUGGGAGCAAAGAAAUUAUGUCCCCAAUGUAAUAUGAUUACUAGCCCCCUGGACCUUCGCAGAAUUUAUUUAUAAACUUUAUAGUGAAUGGACACAUGGCCUGCGUAAAACAUAUUCAAUUCAUAAUUUUGGAUAAAUGUUAAAUAAUUGUUUUUCUAUAAAUGUAACUAUCUAAUACUAUAAAUAUUUCAUCAAUAGAGAAAGAACUCGUUAACAAUUGAUUUAUUAGGCUUUAUAUCCGUUUGAUAUUUAAGAACGUUUUAUUGUGAAGUUAUUACAUUUAAAGGAAGAUGAAA
This is a messenger RNA of Ctenocephalides felis (cat flea), 1465 nucleotides long. Its product is annotated as E3 ubiquitin-protein ligase Rnf220-like. The transcript has a single exon. The record is from RefSeq and is a predicted model, not a curated record. Gene Ontology annotation, molecular function: ubiquitin protein ligase activity; metal ion binding. NCBI's taxonomy places the organism in Eukaryota, Metazoa, Arthropoda, Insecta, Siphonaptera, Pulicidae. Bases 198 to 1244 code for a protein of 348 amino acids. Gene Ontology annotation, biological process: protein ubiquitination.